CUAGAACUAGAAGUACCUGGGGGAGCCUUCUUUCCCGCACUUCUAUUAUUUAAGCCCCCUAGAUAUAGUGAAUAAGCAGUGGUAUAUAUCACAUUCCUAGAUUUAGUUUCUUCCUUUCUGGGUUUUUGUUUUGGGGGUGUGAUAUUCUUUUUUCAGAUAUAGAAUCAUGAGAAAAGCGGUUUUGCUCCACCUGAUCUGUGUUUUGUUGGGUGUUUUCUUGGUGAAUGGAGAGGACCCUUAUAAAUACUACACAUGGACUGUCACCUAUGGAACUAUUUCUCCUCUGGGCGUCCCCCAACAGGUCAUCCUCAUCAAUGGUCAGUUUCCUGGUCCGGCACUUGAGGUUGUGACUAAUGACAACAUAAUCCUCAACCUGAUUAAUAAGCUUGACCAGCCUUUUCUCUUGACUUGGAAUGGAAUUAAACAGAGGAAGAACUCAUGGCAAGAUGGAGUAUUGGGGACCAAUUGUCCUAUCCCCCCAAACUCAAACUACACCUACAAGUUCCAAACUAAGGAUCAGAUUGGGACUUUCACAUAUUUCCCAUCAACCCUUUUCCAUAAAGCUGCUGGAGGGUUUGGAGCAAUCAAUGUCUAUGAAAGACCUAGGAUCCCAAUCCCAUUUCCAGACCCUGCUGGAGAUUUCACUUUACUUGUUGGUGAUUGGUACAAGACCAGCCAUAAGACAUUACAGCAAACUCUGGACUCAGGGAAACCUCUUCCCUUCCCUGAUGGUGUCCUUAUAAAUGGCCAGACUAGUUCUUCCUUCAGUGGUGAUCAAGGUAAAACUUACAUGUUCAGGAUCUCAAACGUGGGCCUAUCAACCUCAAUAAACUUUAGGAUUCAGGGGCAUACAAUGAAGCUAGUUGAGGUGGAAGGAUCUCAUACUCUUCAGAACACAUAUGAUUCUCUUGACGUGCAUGUGGGCCAAUCCAUUGCUGUUUUAGUUACCUUAGAUCAGCUCCCAAAAGACUACUACAUUGUUGCAUCCACAAGGUUUACAAAGCAGAUUCUCACUGCAACUGCAGUGUUACACUAUACAAACUCUCACACCCCAGUUUCUGGGCCUGUGCCUGCUGGUCCUACCUAUCAAAUACACUGGUCUAUGAAGCAAGCCAGAACCUACAGGUGGAACUUGACAGCAAGUGCAGCCAGACCCAACCCUCAGGGCUCAUUCCAUUAUGGAAAGAUAACACCAUCAAGGACCAUUAUGUUGGCGAACUCAGCACCUCGACUAAAUGGGAAGCAGCGCUAUGCUGUUAAUGGGGUCUCCUACAUUAACGCCGAUACUCCUCUGAAGCUUGCUGAUUAUUUCAAUAUCCCUGGGGUAUUCAGUGUAAAUUCUAUUCAAGACCUUCCCUCAGGUGGUUCCUCAUUCCUGUCAACCUCUGUCAUGGCAGCCAACCACCAUGACUUCAUUGAAGUUGUUUUCCAAAACAAUGAGAAUACCAUUCAGUCUUGGCAUCUCGAUGGUUAUGAUUUUUGGGUAGUUGGUUAUGGUUUUGGACAGUGGACACCAGCCAGAAGAAAAAGCUAUAAUCUAAUUGAUGCUCUUACUCGACACACUGCUCAGGUGUACCCCAGGUCUUGGACCACUAUAUGGGUUUCCUUGGACAACCAAGGCAUGUGGAACAUGAGGUCUGCAGUAUGGGAAAGGCAAUAUCUUGGGCAGCAAUUCUAUCUCAGGGUCUUUAACCCAGUUCACAGCCCUGCUAAUGAAUAUGAUAUUCCUAAAAAUGCUCUACUUUGUGGAAAAGCCGUAGGAAGGCACCCUUAGUAUGACCAUUCAUUUAUUUAGUAUCUGGUUUUUCCAGUCAUGAUGGCUUGACUGUAAUAGUAAAUCAGAAAGAGUGAAAAAUUCCGCUUCUGAUAGUUGGUUUAUUCAGUUAUUCUAUAUGUAUAAUAUCAAAUGGAAUUUUGUUUCACAUUCUGGAAGUUGUGGAAUUGGUUGAAAUCAUAAUUUUAGAACCACAAAAUGUCACUUGUCGUGGCUGAAUUUUAUUGCA
Vitis riparia (riverbank grape) is the source of this 2003-nucleotide messenger RNA. Its product is annotated as L-ascorbate oxidase homolog. The coding region runs from base 167 to 1774 and encodes 535 amino acids. Gene Ontology annotation, molecular function: oxidoreductase activity; copper ion binding. The transcript has 8 exons. Lineage: Eukaryota; Viridiplantae; Streptophyta; Magnoliopsida; Vitales; Vitaceae. The record is from RefSeq and is a predicted model, not a curated record.